AUGGGUAAGGGAGCCGUUCAUCCUAAUGGCUCUAACUUUUGUCGUUUUUUAAAAUACAAUAUUGUAGAUAAGAUGAGGACGCUUGUUAAUACAAAUUUAUAUGACACUCCUCGUUGGUUAGAAUGGUCUGAGAGAGCUCCACCUAUGGAGAUAUAUAAUAUAAGUUUGAAAACAAAAUAUAAUAAUAAUAAAUAUAUGGAAUUAGUAAAAUUUUUAUUAAAAAAAUAUCCUCAUUUAAGAUUUCAAGAUUGUUAUGUGGAAGGUAAUAAUAAUAUUAAAGGAUAUGAUUAUUUUAGAAAUGAUCAUAUAAUUACGCAAAUGGCUACUCAUCAGUUAUAUUAUAUGAACAGAGGCUAUUCUAGAAAAGAGGCAUUAGAAAAAACAGAAAAAAUAUUUUAUGAUAGACGUAUGGACAUAGAGAAACAACAAAAAAUAAAUAUGUGUUUAGCUAUUGAUGAAAAAGUAAAGCCUAUAUAUACUAAUGGCUAUCAGUAUUUAUAUGAAAAAAUGGCUGAUAAUGAAAAGGCACAUUUGAGUAUUAUACUAAAAAAAUUAAGAAAUAUGAAAGAAAAGUUACAAAAAAAGGGUAACAAUGAAAGUGAGGACCAAAAAAAAGGCACUGUCACAUAA
Molecule: messenger RNA, 630 nt
Organism: Plasmodium adleri (nom. inval.)
Lineage: Eukaryota; Apicomplexa; Aconoidasida; Haemosporida; Plasmodiidae
Product: conserved Plasmodium protein, unknown function
Exons: 1
Coding region: 1-630 (209 amino acids)
Source: RefSeq, a predicted model, not a curated record